AUGAUGCAACCCAACAAUAAUGAAGAAGUAGCACUACCUAGCAGCAAUGGAACAAUAAUGUCUAAUAAUAAUUUACAAUCAAGUGAUAGCAAUGAAAUAGAUAUAGAAGACCCAAUUACCAACCCUUCUAUUUCUUUCUGUUUACAACAUACUAUUACAGCACCUUUUGUUGGACAAGUCUUUAAUACAUGGGAUAAUGUUGAUAAAUAUUUCUAUGAAUAUUCCUGGCAAGAAAAAUUUGUAUUUAUUAAAACAAGAAAUGACCAAGAUCCUCCACCAGAACAAACUUGUCGUCCUAGUCUUUGUGAACUUGCUACUACUUUAGAUUUAAGGCUAAAAGAUGAAGCACAAUAUGUUAAUCAUAAGGAAUGGUACCAUGCUAACACAAGUGCGCAAUUGAAUGGUGCAUCUGCCGAAUGCUUUCCUGAAGUUGAUCAUAUCCUCAAGGAAUAUCUUACUGAAGAAAUACUUUCCUGCCAAAGACAUGAAAUUACACAAUCUCUUUAUUAUUUUACAAUAAUGGAAAUUAAGGAAUUAUCCAAUAAUAAGCAUACUGGAGAAAAUUAUGAUAUACAAAAAAUUCAUCUAACAUCUCUUCUGGAGGAUCUUUCUUCAAAAGAUAUUAUCAAAAUAUAUAAAGCUCAAUGA
This is a messenger RNA of Diversispora eburnea, 648 nucleotides long. NCBI's taxonomy places the organism in Eukaryota, Fungi, Glomeromycota, Glomeromycetes, Diversisporales, Diversisporaceae. The record is from the annotation of a GenBank genome assembly.